AUGAGCCUUGGCGGUGGCGAUCCACAAGUUAUAUUACGACGCAUCCGUCAUGGUUUUAUAAUCUGUGAUGACACAGAAUUAUGCGAUAAAAUUAUUAGUCAAGAUGUUGAAACUGAACAACGACGAAGAAAUAUAGCAAAAACAAAAUCAAUUGAUAUUGAGAAAACUGAUUUAUUGACGUUAUUACGAACAGAUCCUGCUUUUAUUCUUGAUGAAUUAAAACAUUCACCUGAAUGGACAGCAACCAAUGUUCAAGUUCGACGAGUUCGAUGUGAAACAUUAGGUCGAUUGGAUGAAAUAAAAACUGAAAAUGAAGCAAAACGUAAAGUUGAAGUUAUUUCUUGGCAAGAUCCACCUCAACCUCAAAAUUCAGAUGAAUCAAAUCAUUCCGAAAAUGAUGAAAAUUCUUCUUCAUCUUUAUUUCAACGUCGUACAGAACCAAUUCGACCUCUAGUACAACCAUCACCUCUCACAGCUCUUCUUCAAUCAUCAACGCAUAAACAAAAUGCAUUUGUACAAUAUGCCAAAUUUGAUGGAACACCAAAUAUAAGUACAAAUCAAUCGAAAACAUUUAUUGUUCAUUUGAAAUCUCAAAAACUUCCAGUUAUCGUUUUUUCUCAUGCAAGUGUAGAAGAAACAAUUGGUUUUAUUUGUUAUAAAUAUACAAUAGAAAAUCGAGAACCACUUUUAACACAAAAAGAUCCGUCCAAAUAUUCGCUCUAUAUUGCUGAUGAUAAUGGACUAGCUGAAGAUGAUUUUCCUCCAUUAACACAUACACGACCUAUUGGUGAAUAUGCUUUUCCUCAUUUAGCAUUAAUUGAACAAGUAACUCCAGUAAAUCCUUCUUCAACUUUGAUACCAACAAAUAAUAAUGAAAAUUUUUCUGAUGAUGAACUUGAUGAUGAUAGUGAAUCGUGUGAUGAUUCAUCUCGAUCAAUAACACCACCACCAACAACAACAAAUGAACCACGAAAAUCUGUUAGUUCAAGUGGGAGAGCUUCAAUACAUAUUGCUGCACAAGAAAGUUUAGUUGAAUUAGACCCAAUUAUUCAUUUAAAUCGUUUAUAUGAAAGUCUCAAUCAGAAAAUUUAUUCAUUUGAUUAUUAUAUUAAAUCGGGUAGUAGUAAACAUUAUAAAAUUAAAAUUGAUGUAUCCGGUGAACAAAUACGUUUUGAAUUAUUAGAAAAAGCAAGUCGAUUAACAUGGCAAACUAUGUCAUUAACAACACAACGUUUAGUUGAUUGUACUUUAUUAAGUAAAGAUUCAAAUAAAAAAAAAGAUCGUACACGUGUUCAUUUUGUUGUUGAAAGUCAACAAGAAUCGGAUGGUUCACGAACAUUUCAAACAUAUGAAUUAGAAUCAACAUUAGAAACAGCUGAACAAUUUCGUGAUCAAAUUCUUAAUAUAAUUAAAUUAAAAAAUCCUCAAGGUCGUGAUACAUAUGAAGAUCAAUUACAAUUACGACGUGAUAAUACAAAGAAACGACGUUCUAUUUUUAAUUUACUCGGAGCUGGUCUUGGAAACAGUGGUGGAUCAACUAAAUCUUAG
This is a messenger RNA of Adineta steineri, 1548 nucleotides long. The record is from the annotation of a GenBank genome assembly. Lineage: Eukaryota; Metazoa; Rotifera; Eurotatoria; Adinetida; Adinetidae.